AUGGCGAUCGACUGGGUGCAAAUCGAAUCAAACACCUCGGUGCUGCACGAUGAAUUCUUGGCUCAUCGAAUGGGCCUGAUCCCAUUGACCUCAGAGAAGGCUAUUGACAAGCUGAUUUAUACCAGGGACUGCGAAUGUGACAACUUUUGCCAGCGCUGUUCCGUUGAGUUCAACCUGGAGGUGCGUUGUCGUGAAGACGCGACGCGGGCAGUGACAACCGCUGAUUUGGAAUCUCAAAACACCGAGGUUGUGCCAGCGUGUGGCAUUUAUGCGAAUGGCAGAAGCGGCGCCGACGAUCAAACAAAUGACGAUAUCAUGAUUGUGAAAUUGCGGAAAGGGCAGGAGGUGAAGAUGAAAUGCUACGCGAAAAAGGGGUUUGGAAAAGAACACGCGAAAUGGAACCCGACAGCCACCGUGUCCUUUGAGUACGAUCCGGAUAAUGCGCUUCGGCAUACAGUGUUUGCUAAAGCAAGUGACUGGCCUGCUAGCCCGAAUUCCGAGAUGCAAAAUGGUGAACAGGCUCCUUUUGAUCCGAAUGGCCGCCCAAAUAAGUUCUUCAUUGCCGUCGAAGCCGCUGGUCAGAUGCCGGCAUCGCAAAUCGUCAUCCAAGGAGCGCAAGUCCUCGUUCGAAAGCUCGAAGAUCUGCGACAAGCGCUUGCCAAGGAAAUGAGUAACACCCAAAUGCAU
Messenger RNA from Mesorhabditis spiculigera, 687 nucleotides. Lineage: Eukaryota; Metazoa; Nematoda; Chromadorea; Rhabditida; Rhabditidae. The record is from the annotation of a GenBank genome assembly.